Cololabis saira (Pacific saury) is the source of this 594-nucleotide messenger RNA. Its product is annotated as zinc finger protein 184-like. The record is from RefSeq and is a predicted model, not a curated record. Bases 172 to 594 code for a protein of 140 amino acids. Gene Ontology annotation, biological process: regulation of transcription by RNA polymerase II. NCBI's taxonomy places the organism in Eukaryota, Metazoa, Chordata, Actinopteri, Beloniformes, Belonidae. The transcript is spliced from 4 exons. Gene Ontology annotation, molecular function: RNA polymerase II cis-regulatory region sequence-specific DNA binding; DNA-binding transcription factor activity, RNA polymerase II-specific.
CAACGACUCUGAUUGGCUGAAAAGAAACGCUCCUCCUGAGAGAUGCGGAAGUCGAGCGAGGGAAAAAAGAAAUAAGAAAAAGUAAAAGAAGCUGCCGUGGUUCCGUGAAUCCAGUCCGUAGCCACGCUACCAAGAGGCAACACUCGAGUGGUGGCCACGUGUUUGGAGGAGAUGGACCGGGAUCAGAACCAGGACCAGGAGUCCAGCAGGACCAAAGCGGACUCUUCCUCCGCUGGUCUGCAGAAACAUAAAGCCAAAGAGAGAACAACAAGUUACUGCUGUGAUAGGAGGGAUAAAGUCGUCACCACUUCACCGGGUCUGAAGGUCCGAAAGGGGAUUCAUACUGAAAAGAAGCUGUACAGCUGUGAUCAGUGUGGGAAAGCUUUUACCCAACAAUGUGAUCUGAGGAGUCAUCAGCGUAUCCACACUGGAGAAAAGCCGUACAAAUGUGAUCAGUGUGGGGCAGCUUUUACCCAACAAGGUCAUCUAAGGAGCCAUCAGCGUAUUCACACUGGGGUUAAGCCUUACAGCAAGACGUCGUAUCCUACUUUCAUGGAAAUCCCCAAAGUCUCCGUCUAUUGCUCUUUGGCUUAG